AUGACAAACACAGGUGUAUUUCAUUUGGAUAUGCCAGAUGCCCCUAAUUAUGAUGAUAGCGAAGAAAAUUCUCAUGACUUUGUUCCGUUUAGUGGUGGAGUUGAAGAUGAGUUUCUCGAACGCGGCCCACUGAAGCCAGAAGAGUUGAGUGAAGAUGUAAAAACUGUAGAAAUCUGUGAGGAAACGGUAAAUCCGGGUCAACCUAAGGUCAGGCCUCAUGACUUUCAACUUCUCAAAGUGUUGGGUAAAGGCGGGUAUGGGAAGGUUUUCCUGGCAAGGAAAAAUGAUACUGGUCAAACCUAUGCCAUGAAGGUGUUGAAGAAAGCCUCAAUCGUAACGAACGCGAAAGAUACAGCUCACACGAAAAGUGAAAGGAAUAUCCUCGAAAUGAUCAAACAUCCAUUCCUAGUCCAGCUACAUUAUGCCUUCCAAUCCCCUGGGAAGCUUUAUCUAGUCCUUGAAUUUUUAGCUGGGGGUGAACUUUUUAUGCAACUUGAAAAAGAGGGUGUAUUCAUGGAGGACCAGGCUAGUUUUUAUUUGGCAGAAAUCACACUUGCCAUUGGCCAUCUUCAUUCGAUGGGCAUUGUUUAUCGAGAUUUAAAGCCUGAAAAUGUGCUUUUAGACCAUGAAGGUCACGUAAAACUUACGGACUUUGGUCUUUCUAAAGAGAGAGUUGAUCGCGAUAAUUUGACUCAUACAUUCUGUGGGACUAUUGAAUAUAUGGCUCCCGAAAUACUUCUACGUCAGGGUCAUGGAAGAGCAGUAGAUUGGUGGAGUCUCGGCACACUAAUGUAUGAUAUGUUGUCAGGAUCUCCUCCUUUCACGGGUGAUGAUAGAAGACAGACUAUUGACCUGAUACUACGUGGUGAUUUUGUCCCUGUACCUUAUUUGAGUCGUGAAGCUGUGUCACUUAUAUCCAAGCUGUUAGUUGUGGACGUCAGCAGACGUCUGGGUUCUGGACCGUCUGACUCAGAGGCAAUAAAAAUGCAUCCGUUUUUCCGCAACACUGACUGGGAUCGUGUACUGAAAAGACAAGUUGAGCCACCGUUCCGACCUACUUUAACAUCUGAUACAGAUGUUUCCCUUUUUGACCCCAAGUUCACCCAAGAAAAUCCUGUUGAAAGUCCUGAUGAAGGUUUACCAAUAUCUGCAAUGGUUUCGGAUGUGUUUGAAGGAUUUACUUAUGUUGACCCACAAAUUCAUAUUGAUAUGGCCCGUGAUCCUUGGGUAUCUACCUGGCAAAGCAGUUCACGUUCGCGUCGAAGGUCUGGAUUGUCUUCUAGCAGUUCUCCGGGCUACGUUGGGCAUACUAUUAUGGCUAAUACUAGUAAUCUUAUGCAAGGAACUGAUAUGCCACAUGUCGGGACCCCUCAUCCAGAACAGUUGCAGUCCACUUUACCUACUAAUAUGCCAAAUACUAUUCAAACAUCAAUUCCGACGCAAUCACAACAGCCGUUUGUUUUCGCUGAAGAUUUUGAGGAUAUGGACGUUGGUAGUACCAGCAUGACGUUUGGGAACAACUCAGCUGAUGGUCCAGCUGCUGUUAACACUGUUAAUAUACCCACAGACAACUCCAGACUUAUACAUGGUUUUCCUUUCGUAGGUGGACAUCGAAUAGAAAACAGCCGUCCAAUGGAGACUGGUAACUGUGAAACUUAUUCUACACGCCCGGGUGAACACGUCAAUGGCAUAGUCACAAAACCACUCGACACUCGUUUAAUGCAUCCAUCUAGUUCAGCUGCUGCUCAGGCUUCGGCGCUUGCUGCAGUUGCUCUUGCUACUUCAUCCCGUUUGGCAGGUUCUUCUGUACACACAUUUCCUACAGUUACAUCAUAUAAUUCUCCACUUCGACCUCUCAGGAAGAUGAAGCGAUCAUUCUGCGAGGAUACAAAUCCGAAUCAUAUAUCAUGCGGAUCUACCUCAGAGUUAGAUGCAACCCCUACUAGUUGUAAACGUUUGAUCUCAGCUGCGUCUGAACCUGUCUCCUUCAUUCGCAUCACUUCUUUGGAGGAGCUAGACAAACGGGCAUUGCAACUACAGAAUAAAAAGCUUUGGGAGGCUUUGAUGGAACGUCGUGCUGCCAUUGCUGAGCUGAAAGAACGUAUCGAACAUUUAGAAAACCGUCAAACUAAGGAUGACGCUCUGCUUUGCGUAGUCAAUCGCUACUGGAACCAGUUGGACGAAGAUAGCUUGAUAUUGCUGCAACGUUUCGACUCAGAUGCUGCUGAAGAAGAAAUUUCAACGUCCACAGAGUCAUUUCUGAAACAGUUGGCUUCAUGGGACAAAGAAGAAGUUCCUGACAAACUUCAAGAACGAGUGCAUUUCUCCAAGCGAAUUAUUGCCCGUCUCCUCGCCACAUACGAAAAAAUGGUUAUUCAUCAAAAUCGAAUGCGUCAACUACUUGGGAGCUCAGCUGAAGGGAAAUCUGUAGCAUCUGAGACUGAUAACAUACCGACUCAUUCUGGUUCUUCAGUUCCUUUUAACUCAUGCAGUACUGUACCACCUUGUGAAUCUGAUGCCAGUACUCAUUCAACUGCUUCAUCUCAAGGGCCUGUUCCAGUCUGCGAUAAGCUUAGUUUGAAGGAUCUACAAGAGGAAAUCUCACUUUUAAACAAAGAGAAUGGCCGUCUUCAAACUCUUUGUACUAAUUUGCAUGCAAAACAUAGACAGAGCAUUCUUCGACUACGUGAAUUACAAGAUUUAGCUCAAACUAACAGUGACUCUGCAGCAGAAUGGCAAGCUAAAUAUGAGGAUUUAGAUUAUAAACUUGCAGAAGCUAUGAAGCAGGUUACUCGUUUGGAUCAUCGCUUGUAUGAAGCUCAGGAACAAAAUAAAAAGUUGGAGGUGGAAUUAGCAGCUCUUAAAUGUUCAGACUCUCCAGGUCGUGAUGAUCCUUCAAAUAGCGGUGGAUCAGUUACUAAAAACAAGUAUAAUGAUUUAGCUUGUGAACUAGAGGAAUAUCGUGAGCUAUCAAAUAACCGUAUGAGCGAAUUGGAACGUCUUCAGCGCCAUUUAGAAGACAAAGUGGCUGAGUGUGCCUCACUCAAUAUGCAACUGCGGGAUAUUCCUGAAAAUAUCAUCUUAGAUUCUCCACAGUACGUUUCCCUUAAAACGCAGUUCAACAUUUUGUACAACGAAGCUAUUCAUCUCAGAAGUCAGCUGGAAGAAGCCAGAAAUACUAUUCAAAAUAAUAGACACAGUCAUUUAAAACAGAUAGAAGAAAUGGAGACGAAUGAAGCUGCCAUACAAAAUCAAAUGCGGUCCGAAAUGCUGCUAAUAGAAGGUCAGUAUUCCCAACUAAGGCAUAAGUAUGAAACUAUGGAACUUGAUUUUAAACAGGCCUUAACACACAAUGAACAAGCAGGUCCUAUUAGCUGUGAAAUGCGCAGUCUUAUUUCUACAUUACAAACACAAAAUAAACAACUAAAAGCCGAAGUUGCUCGAUAUCGUCGUAAAUGUGAAGAAGCUGUACAGGAACGUGAGCUGAUACGCACUGAUUUGAAAUGCACAGAGGACGAGUUGGCACAUGUUCGUACGGCACUUUCGGAGGCUACUGCGGCUGUUAUUGCUGCUAGCGAAAAGUCAGAGCGAUCGACACCAUCGACUCCACAAAGCUCAAAUCUGCCUCCAAGCACAACUGCUACGGGACCAGAUGUCGCUUCGCCGCCUCUUGAUGUGGAUGUAAAGUUAAAAGUACCAACUUCAACAAAGGUGGAAGAAGGCAACGAUAGUGGUAGUAAUUGUCAGAAACUUGAUUCCCCCAGUUCAUCCACUGUACAGACUGCUACUGUAGCUGCUUCUAACUCCAACAUUAAUCCGUCUACAACUGAUAAAGUUGUCAAAAUGGAAUGUUCUGAGUCUCGGUCGAAUGUUUCGUGCUCAUCACCCUCUAAUGAAGUUAUUCGUGAUUUAAAGGAACAGUUAAAGCGUUCGCAAGAAUCACAAAAAGAAAUGUCUGUUCUUCUGAACAUGUAUAAAGUUAUUCCUAAAGAUCAAAGAGAUAAAGCAGCACUUCUUCAGUGUGAAGCAAAACUUCGGGCUGAGCUUUCCGAUGCUAAGAGUGAAAUUGAUAAGCUUAACAAUACAAUUCGAGAACUGCAAACACAAGUGAAGAUACAGCAACAACGAAAGCAAUCGUUAACCUCUCCAGGCGAAACUUCAUUGAAAAUGUCUCCUGCCGAACGCGGUUCUACCAGCCUUGGAAAUAUUCCCCCAUCUCUUUCUAAACCGCCUAAACUUGGACUUACUUCACCAGAUGAAAAAAGCACAAAUUUGACAGGAUCACUGCAGUCUGGAAAACCUAAGGUUUCCGCUUCUGACUGGCAGAUAUCUGAACUACAAAUGGAACUAUAUUUGAUAAAACGUAAAAGUCAGAACACUGAAGAACAGUUAAAACUACAUCAGCAAAGACUUGCAGCAGCCAAGCAACAAGAAGAUGUAUUACUGAAGGAAAUGGAAGUAAGCUUUAAAUUACAUAUAUUCUGGUUGCUAUUUUAUAACUCAGCAAAAUGACAUUGCUGUAAGUUAUCUGUGACUUUUAUUAAUGCAGCAAAAAAAUUCUUCAUUACGCUUUAAGGUAGCUUCUAUGUGGUCUUUAUGGUCAUUUUCCAUCUCAUCAUACACAAACAAGUCAUUUUCAUGUAUCUGCAUAUUCUUCAGAUUGUUCAGUAAUGAGGACAUUGAUCCAUACGCAAAUAAUGCACUCGCUAAUAUGACAAACAAUCAUUUGGAGUGAUAUUGCUUCUGGCUAGCUCUAAAGGUUGUUUUACUUUUGUCAUUUCUAUUGGUAUCUGCUAAUGAUGUGAUCGUAGAUUAAAUAGUAAUGACCAACUUAGCUGUGUGCAGAUGUUCUUGUGUUUCGGUUACAGUUGGUGCUGCAUACAAUUUCAGUUCGGGUAGACUGUUCAGCCGUAUAAAGUCAGCAAAAAAACUGCACUCAACACUUUGUGCACCUCUCUUUCUAUCGCUCUUUCUAAAUGCGCAGGCACUCGUCUUGUUUUAAGGGUGAUAUUUCUCCGAUUCCUCUUCGGGAUCUCAUAUCUUACGUUAUCAUAAAAACAGCAAGGUUCUCCCUUGGCUGUGAAUAAGGUAGUAACUAACUAGCAACUAACUUACUAAUAAUUGGUAUUUCCUCAGCGUUUUUUGCUUUUUGUAUUUUGCUUUUGUGCCCAUAAUAUUGUAUAUCCUGACUCACUUUACAGUGGUCAGGAUAUAGCAGCAACAUCUUCAUACGAACACAUAACCCCAAAGAUUACUUCAUGUAGGUUGUGUAUGACCGGCCUCAGACAGUUUUACCCCCGGACUCUGUGGUCGCGCAACACUAAUUCUCUUUCUAGAGAUUUUCGAGUUUUGAAACAGAUUUCCCAACCAUUUUGGAAAAGUUAAAAUGAAAUUAGUUUGAUAAAUCUGUUUUCUUAACUAUUCAAAAUUUAAAAAAAUAAAUAUUCCUUUUAUUAAGAUAACUGUUCAAGCUUUUGAAGAUGCACAGGAACAGAAUGUUCGUCUUGUUAAAACAUUGAGAGAGAAAGACGAUGCUCAUUUGAAGUUGAUGGCAGAACGAAUGAAAGCUGCUCAGCUUGCACGUUUAUUAAAGGAAGACAAACAACUUUUAGAAGAACAGAUACGUCUUAUGCAGGCCAAAAUUGAGGCGCUCAACAGAGCUGUUCUUAAACAAGAGGAGAAAGUAAGUCGUUUUGUUUUUUUAUUCAAGUAAUGUUUAACAUUGAGGUUUUUAAAAUCAUUGGGAUUUAAAAUUAGAUUUUUACGGCGGUUUCAGUCUUAAGCAUUUCGUUCUGUUUAUUUCAAAAGAGCUAUGCAAGCUUAUCUACUUUUGUAUUGUGAUAUUCUGAUCACUCCUAGUUCUUCCGCCGUGGUGUAUGUGUCUACCAAUGUACUAUAUUGCAUUUUUAAGUUUCAAUUUUUAUACAUUAAUUAGUCAUUCAUUUUAUCUUUAGUGCUGUUCUUAUGUGUGUUUCAUUUUAUGUUCUAAUAUUCCUGUUUAUAUUACUGUUGACGACAGGAACGUUUAUUGUUAACUAAUCUGGCAACCUUAGAAAAAGAAGCAUCAGCUAGACAAAAGUCUCAAGAGGCCUAUAAACGUAAGGCCUUGGAAAGUCAACAAAUUUCUGAAGAUUUAAGAGUCACUGUACAAAAGUAUCAGAGUCAACUUAAAGAUGCUCAAACUACUGUUCAAGAAAAAGCUUCCGCCUAUGAACGUGUUUCUUUCGGUCAUCAACGUUUACAAGAAGAACUUGUUACUGUACGGCGAAAAUAUGAAAGGUUGCGCAAAAUUGAACAAUCGCAUAACGCUGAUGAAUUUCUGCUGGCUGAAAUACAAGAUUAUAAAGAACAACUGACUUGCCCAACAUGUAAAAUCAAUAGAAAAGAUGCAAUCUUGACAAAAUGCUUCCAUGUGUUCUGUUUGAAUUGUCUAAAAGUUCGUUAUGAAACACGUAAUCGAAAAUGUCCUAAAUGCAAUGCUACAUUUGGUGCUAAUGACUAUCAUCGCAUUUAUUUAACUUGAUGUGUAUUCAAGUCGAAUUGUAUAUCCUGUAUGUUCUGAAAACCACCACUUCAUUUGCAUGUGAUGUGUUCACUUCAGAAAUGUAUAUAGUUUAAAACAUACGAUAAUUUUACUCAGUUUUGUACAUACUUUUAUUUCUAAUUAAUAAAUAGCUUGAUUUGUAUAAAUUGUCAUACAGUCCUUUUGUUUAAUUAUACUUUUGUGUGCUAGUAGACCGUACGUAACUAUUUCAAGCCAAU
Trichobilharzia regenti is the source of this 6762-nucleotide messenger RNA. NCBI's taxonomy places the organism in Eukaryota, Metazoa, Platyhelminthes, Trematoda, Strigeidida, Schistosomatidae. The record is from the annotation of a GenBank genome assembly.